Molecule: messenger RNA, 457 nt
Organism: Amoebophrya sp. A25
Lineage: Eukaryota; Dinophyceae; Syndiniales; Amoebophryaceae
Source: the annotation of a GenBank genome assembly
AUGUACCCCACAGACCUGGCAAAGGUGGCAAAGGCUGGGGCCUCUUGUCGUGUUGCGUGUACCCGACAGAGCUGGCAGACGAGGCAAGGCGGGAACCCACCCCCUUGGCGUAGGGUUGGGCACAUGCAACGCGCCAGAGGGGUCCACCCUUGCCACCUUUGCCAGGUCUGUCGGGUACAUGCAGCACGCCAAGGGGGUGGGUUCCCGCCUUGCCUCGUCUGCCAGCUCUGUCGGGUACACGCAACACGACAAGAGGGCCCAGCCUUUGCCACCUUUGCCCGGUCUGCAGGGUACAGCAAAAAGCGGGAAGGGGUCAGAAGUGGGCGCUUUGAGGCCUUCCCGCCCGGCAGCCCCUCGACAGACCUGGCCAAUAAGGUGGCAAGGCUGGACCCCUCUGGCGGGGUCCACCCCCGAUCCAUCCACAGGGGGGGGGCCUCCCUCCCUGGUACAUAUAUAA